This is a messenger RNA of Alternaria atra, 2526 nucleotides long. RefSeq lists its product as uncharacterized. Gene Ontology annotation, cellular component: mitochondrial inner membrane. The transcript is spliced from 3 exons. Bases 1 to 2526 code for a protein of 841 amino acids. Gene Ontology annotation, molecular function: zinc ion binding; S-adenosyl-L-methionine transmembrane transporter activity. The record is from RefSeq and is a predicted model, not a curated record. Lineage: Eukaryota; Fungi; Ascomycota; Dothideomycetes; Pleosporales; Pleosporaceae.
AUGUCGUCUCCAAGUCCCAUCCCACCUCCGAACGACCGACGCUCUUCACGCUCUUCCAGCAACGCCAACUGGGCAGGCUGGCCCGAGGAACAUGACGAUAGAAUGAUGGUCGGUGGCCCUCCCAGCAGCCCCUCGCCCCUGGCUGUCCGCGUGUCAAACUCACCGUCAACGAAGCGUCGUCACAGUCGAAUCGUCAAAGUAUCUCCCGAGUUCCAGAACCUCGAAUACAUCUCCACGCCCGAUAGCAACCUCGUCUGCCUCAUCUGCCACGCGCCCUUCGACAAGCCUGUCCAGCUUUCCUGCGAGCACUACUUUUGCCGCGAGUGUCUGGAUCAUGCGUGGGCGCCGCAGCCCAAUGGCCGGCGGACAUGUCCUACCUGUCGGCAUGCUGUUGAAACCGACCAGGACAUUCGCCCUGUGCCUAGGAUUAUCGAGACGAUGCUGGACGAGCUUGUGGUAAAGUGUCCGAACACCAAAGCAGGCUGCAACUGGGUCGCCCAACGCGUCAACGUCCAUGACCAUGUCAUGCUGUACUGCGAGUACACGCCAGUUGAGUGCUCUGCGACAGACUGUCGCUUGCAGAUAUCCCAGAAGGACUUCCACAAGGGCUGCUUGCAUUACACCGUUAGCUGUGAGGAUUGUCAAACUUCCCUCCUAAAGAAGGACCUUGAAGAGCACCAGCGAAGCCUUUGCGACAAUCGCUUGACGACCUGCUCGCUAUGUUCGACUGAAAUUCUCCGUCUAGACCUCAAGCCCCACAUCAACAACGACUGCCCUAAGCAUGUCAUACCAUGCCAGGGUACAAUCGUAGGAUGCAAGUUCAUUGCCGAGCGAGCCGAAGUCGUACUUCACGAAACAAGCUGUGCAAUGGCAACCAUGGCGCCCCACUUCCGCGAGCAGCAAGCCCGCAUCGAGCGAAACGAAGCGCGAAUGGAGCCCCUGACAAGGAAAGUCGGCAUACUAGAAGACGGUCUCACAAACAUCACAAACUACCUAUAUCCAGCAAACGAAAACGACGCCUCUUUCCCCGUUACCGAUCCCCUGGAUCCCAACGAUGUCACCGACCCGCAAGCUCCUACACCAGACUUCCGUUUACCACCCGCUUCAUUCCCACCAGUCCCACCUGGUGGUGGUAAUGAUAGCAACAACCCCGCCCAGCCACCGUUCGAUUCCCAGGUUCACCACCUCCUCACACUACAUGACUCUCUCCGCGAAGAAGUGACUCGCAUCUCCAAUGCCCUCACUGACCUCGACGGCCGCACCAACAUGAUGAUCAUUAAUGAGAGUCAGCGAUCCAAAGACGAAAUGCUGCAUGUUAAUGCUGCUAUUAGCAAUAUGCGCAUGCAUCUGCAAUGGGUGGUUAGUGCGACACUUCAGCAACGGUCAAAUGCCGCCGGUGCUGGGGGUUCCAGAACACCGGGCAGCACAACGGCCAAUGCCAGUGCUAGUAACGCUACACGAGGAGGAGGAGGGGGUGGUGCGAGGCCGGGAGCAGGUGCAAUAGCAGCUUUCACAGUGGACCUCCUCGUCUACCCGCUUGACACAAUAAAAACACGCAUCCAAAGCCCACAAUAUGCAAAGCUUUAUACGGAUACCCGGACGGGCAAGAUCGAUCCCAAGUUAUUCCGCGGUGUAUAUCAGGGCAUUGGGAGUGUGAUUAUUGCUACGUUGCCUAGUUCAGGAGCAUUCUUCACAACCUACGAACACACAAAAUCGCUAUUCACCCGCUGGAACACGUCUUUCACGUCGCCCAAUGGUAUCCUACCCAUAGCCUUUGUCCAUGCGUCCGCCUCUUCCUUGGCCGAAUUGGUAUCAUGCGCUAUCCUCACCCCCGCAGAAGUCAUCAAGCAAAACGCGCAAAUGGUUUCUUCCUCCUCUAGUUCAUCUUCUUCAUCAGCAUCAACAAAUGCAACACUUCAGACCCUCCAGCGCUUCCGAUCAAACCCCCUCGCCCUCUGGCGCGGCUACACUGCGCUAGCAGGUCGUAACCUACCCUUUACAGCUAUGCAAUUCCCGCUUUUUGAGCGGCUGAAACAGGGGAUUAAGAGUUAUAGGGAUGAGCGGGGGUUAACGAGGGGAGGCAUCGUGGAAAUGGGUUUUAUUACUGCGAUUAGUGCGGGGAGUGCAGGGGCGGUCAGUGCGGUUAUUACCACACCGAUUGAUGUUGUUAAGACAAGGGUUAUGCUCGCUGCUGGAGAUAGUGGUGGUGGUGAUUCCAAUACUAGCAAUAGUAAGGAGAUGCAAGACGGUGGUAAGGGGAAGGGAGCGAAGAAUGGGUUGGUCGAUGCGUUUGGCAAAGAUACCGUUAAGAAUGUGGCGAAUAGUGUAAAUGGCAGGAAGAGUAGCUGGGCGGUUGGCAAAGAGAUUGUGGAAGAGAAGGGGAUCAAGGGGCUUUGGAGGGGUGGUGCCUUGAGGGGUGUAUGGACGUUUAUUGGGGCGGGGUUGUAUCUGGGGGCGUAUGAGAGUGGGAGGGUUUGGCUUGCGAGCAGGAGAGGAGAGAAGGUUGAUGAGGAUGAACUGUUCUGA